Molecule: messenger RNA, 1371 nt
Organism: Prunus persica (peach)
Lineage: Eukaryota; Viridiplantae; Streptophyta; Magnoliopsida; Rosales; Rosaceae
Product: cinnamoyl-CoA reductase 1
Exons: 6
Coding region: 149-991 (280 amino acids)
Molecular function (GO): oxidoreductase activity, acting on the CH-OH group of donors, NAD or NADP as acceptor
Source: RefSeq, a predicted model, not a curated record
GACAUGGGUAUCGAAGUUCUUUUCGGCUUGUUUUAGAAGGUUCUCCGACGUGGCCCAAAUCCAACUGGUCACCAGCAACAAGUAGCUGAAGUAACUGUAACCAAGCAAAGCUCUCCUCUCGGAAGAGGUACUAACUAGGAACGAUAAUAUGUCGAAGACAGGUGAGGUCGUAUGCGUUACCGGUGGAAGUGGGUGCAUUGGAUCAUGGCUCGUCCGUCUCCUCCUCGACCGUAAUUACACCGUCCAUGCCACUGUCAAAGAUCUCAAGGACGAGGGUGAGACGAAGCAUCUAGAAGCCCUAGAAGGAGCAGCGACGCGUCUCCGUCUCUUCCAGAUCGACCUCCUCGACUACAACUCCAUCUUCGCCGCCAUCAAUGGCUGCUCCGGCGUCUUCCACCUCGCCUCUCCUUGCAUCGUCGAUCAAGUCCAAGACCCCGAGAAGGAGCUUCUGGACCCGGCGAUCAAAGGAACGCUUAAUGUUCUGACGGCAGCGAAGCAGGCUGGGGUCAUUCGAGUGGUGCUGACAUCCUCCAUCUCCGCCAUCACUCCCAGCCCUCGCUGGCCGUCCGAUAAGAUCAAGGGUGAGGAUUGCUGGACCGACAUUGACUACUGCACGCAGAAGGGAUUGUGGUAUCCAUUGUCGAAAACUUUGGCAGAGAAAGCUGCGUGGGAAUUUGCCAAGGAGAAGGGAUUGGAUGUGGUUGUAGUGAAUCCUGGCACCGUGAUGGGCGAUGUCAUUUCGCCCAGGCUCAAUGCUAGCAUGGUGAUGCUAGUCCGCCUUCUUGAGGGCUGCACUGAAACAUACGAGAACUUCUUUAUGGGAUCUGUGCAUUUUAAAGAUGUAGCUCUUGCACACAUUUUAGUGUAUGAGAACAAAUCGGCCACUGGUAGGCACCUGUGCGUUGAAGCUAUAUCACAUUAUGGUGACUUCGUGGCCAAGGUAGCUGAACUUUACCCCGAGUACAAGGUUCCGAGGAGUUUGGUUUCCUGAUAACAACAAUAAGCGUCAGAAUGUCAAAUAUGCAGUAUCGUGAAACUGAUACCCUAUGUUAUAAUUGAUAGCAAAACAACAGAUGAUCAAGCUCAACCUCAUCAUAACACAGCUAGAGCUCAAUGUACUGAAUUAUGUUCUCACAAAUGGUUCUAACUGAUUGUAUUUACUUAGACAGGUUGAGUGGUUUUGGGGAUUAGUCUGUAACUGUAUUGCUAAAGCUUACUAUAAGUACUUGUAAAUCCUUCUCCAAAAAUUAAUGAGAAAAAAUAUGUUAUUUUACAAUAAUUACUGUCAAGACAUCAAAUGCUUCAUUGCAACUUCUUUUACUGCCAGCACUCCUUUUACAGUCAUUCCAUGAACACAUGGCUUUGAAAUUG